Hippopotamus amphibius kiboko is the source of this 1633-nucleotide messenger RNA. RefSeq names its product N-alpha-acetyltransferase 80, NatH catalytic subunit (gene NAA80). Gene Ontology annotation, cellular component: cytoplasm. NCBI's taxonomy places the organism in Eukaryota, Metazoa, Chordata, Mammalia, Artiodactyla, Hippopotamidae. The record is from RefSeq and is a predicted model, not a curated record. The transcript is spliced from 3 exons. The coding region runs from base 1 to 1347 and encodes 448 amino acids. Gene Ontology annotation, molecular function: N-acetyltransferase activity; acetyl-CoA binding. Gene Ontology annotation, biological process: protein acetylation.
AUGCUGUCUGGCCGUGGAGUCUGGGGCGGGGCGAGGCGGGACGAGAAGGAAGCCGAGCCAACCCGAGAUGGAGCGGGCGCUCGGUCGGAACUCACUGGGAGUGGGGCGUGGAUAAGCAAGGGCGCGAGGGGCAGAGGCAGAGCCAGGGCAGAGACCCAGCCUGUGUCGGGUCGGUGCUGUGACGCACGGGGCCGGGGGCGGGGCCUGGCCGCCCGGAAGACCCGGGACCGCGUGGUGGGCCGCGGGCCGUGCGGCUGCAGUGCGUCCGCCGCAACGCUAGGGGGCGAGCGCCGGGGGGGCGGAGGGGUCCGAGCCGGAGACAGCAAGAUACGUAUCCAAGCCGAACGAGGACGCGGAGCAUCCCGGAGACCGGCGUCAACAUACCCUAUACACCAGGUGGAGCUGAUCCUGAGUACCAGCCCAGCCCAACUGACUCUGGAUCCUGCACGCCAGGCAGAGGUGACACUGAGAUCCAACCUGGCCAAGCUGAUCCUGGAUCCUACACACCAGCCAGAGCUGACCCUGAGCCCCAGGCUAGCUGAAUUGACCCUGGGUUCCGCAUGCCAUGCAGAGAUGACCCUCAGUCCUGGCUUAACUGAGCUGACCCUGGAUCCUGCACACCAGCCAGAGAAGACCCCAGCCCCCAACCUGGCUGAGCUGACCCUGGAGCCUGUGCACUGCCGACCUGAGCUCCUGGAUGCCUGUGCCGACCUCAUCAACGAGCAGUGGCCCCGCAGCCGCGCCUCCCGCCUGCACUCCUUGGCCCAGUCCUCAGACGCCUUCCCCCUCUGCUUGAUGCUGCUGAGCCCCCACCCCACGCCAGAAGCAGCCCCCAUUGUAGUGGGCCAUGCCCGCCUGUCACGGGUGCUGGACCGGCCCCAGAGCCUCCUAGUGGAGACGGUGGUGGUGGCCCGGGCUAUGAGGGGCCGUGGCUUUGGCCGCUGCCUCAUGGAGGGCCUCGAAGCCUUUGCUCAGGCCCGGGGCUUCCGCCGGCUACACCUCACCACCCAUGACCAGCUGCACUUUUAUGCCCACCUGGGCUACCAGCUGGGUGAGCCUGUUCAGGGUCUGGUCUUCACCAGCCAUCUGCUGCCUGCUACCCUGCUCAAGGCCUUCCCCAGGGCCCCCUUUCUCCAGCCACCGUGCAAGGCCCCCAGCUGUCCCAAGAGCCCCCGAAGGGUCCCAAGAGCCCCCAAGGGGUCAUCAUUACCACCACCCCCUCCCCUGCCUGAGCCCUUGACCACCUUACCCCCACCUCCAGCAGGGGCCCGUCCACACAGCCUGCGGGAGACACAAUACCAAGACCUGAGAGGGCGCCCCAUAUUCUGGAUGGAGAAAGACAUCUGAGGGCUACCCAGGGCAAGAUGCUGUCUUUCUGGGUCAGUUGACUGCCCAGGACAGUACCAGCCUCAGCCCACUGGCCAUCCCUCCACUUCUAGCCCCUAAGGGCAGCUUCAGCCGAGGCAUGUUUCCUGAGUGCCAGUGGAGACGGCACCAUGGCUGUGGCUCAGAGCUCUCAGUGUGGCUGAAUAAAGGCUUCUGUUGGGUUUGCUUGUGACAAUGUAUUUGUUGACCUAUCUCCCAGCCUUGUCUUAGGUCCUCUAUCCCUGCAGGAGCCCUCAGAUCCACCUUG